This is a messenger RNA of Vitrella brassicaformis, 837 nucleotides long. The record is from the annotation of a GenBank genome assembly. Lineage: Eukaryota; Vitrellaceae.
AUGCUCCUAAUGUAAGAGGUGGCCUUGCACCACGAUGGAAACAGAGACACACAUGGCACCUGUUGUGUAUGUGUUGCAGGGUGGCCCUUGUGCUGCUGCACAUCGAGUCUAUCAAGGGAGACAGCGGCAUGAUGAUGGCGGGGGUGUGGCCGUCAGUGUGGCUGUGGGGGGCACUGCUGACGGGCACCGGAUUCAUCGUUCAAGAGAUCUUCCAAGUAAGCCAGACGAUGAGACAUGACUCGUCAAGGCUAACACUCAUCACGCAUCGUCCUCUGCGUGUCCGUAGGGCGUACGACUGAAGGCAGCAUACUGGGCCGACUCAUGGUGGGCGUCAGAAGCGUACAGCCAACCGAUGGCUUGGUUUCAUCUCUAUGCUAUCGGUGUGUCUGGGCUCACCAUUAAGGAAUUACGUCGACUUCGCAAGCGGCGUCUCCAUCGCUGCCUUCAUUGCCAUCCACUUCAUGCGCUACUCUGCCGAGGCGGAAGUGAGCUCAGGGAUCGUCAUAGCGCUGCUCUUUGCCCUGCGUCUCGUCCAAACUGCCAGCCUGCAGCCAGCCGUGGGACCACUCAUACUGUCAGUGAGAGGGAGAACCACACAGAGAGAGAUGUCUGAUGCCGUGUCUCAUGUCUCCAUCUGUCAGUGCCAUUGUGAGGAUGUUAUCGGACAUCAGCAUGUUUCUGUGUCUGUACGUCUACAUCUUGCUGGUCUUCGCGGUCGUCUUCACCCUCCUCUCGUCCGACGAAGACCACCAGUACUUCGGCUCCUUAGCCAAAGCCACACUCACACUGUACUCGAUGACACCAACACAGAGAGAGCCGCCAGCCGUGAUAUAUUAG